Serpula lacrymans var. lacrymans S7.9 is the source of this 1611-nucleotide messenger RNA. RefSeq lists its product as uncharacterized. The transcript has 14 exons. Gene Ontology annotation, biological process: glycolytic process. Gene Ontology annotation, cellular component: cytoplasm. Lineage: Eukaryota; Fungi; Basidiomycota; Agaricomycetes; Boletales; Serpulaceae. Bases 1 to 1611 code for a protein of 536 amino acids. Gene Ontology annotation, molecular function: magnesium ion binding; pyruvate kinase activity; potassium ion binding. The record is from RefSeq and is a predicted model, not a curated record.
AUGUUCCCUCACGAUGGUAUCCGAUCUCAAUUAGAGUGGAACUCCACCCUCAGCGUUGCAAAUGCACCUCAGCCCACAGCUGAGACCAAGUUCCUUCGCAAAACUGCUAUCAUAGCAACUAUCGGACCCAAGGUCAACACCGUCGAGAAGCUUUCUGAGCUCAGGCGUGCCGGUGUUAACGUCGUUCGCAUGAACUUUUCGCAUGGUUCCUAUGAAUAUCACCAAAGUGUCAUCGACAACACGAGGAAGAUGGUGGCUGCGGACCCCACCGGUCGUCCCGUUGCUAUUGCUUUGGACACAAAAGGCCCUGAAAUCCGAACGGGUCUCAUGAGAGAUGGAACUGAUGUUCCCAUCAAAGCUGGCCAUGAGUUUAUCGUCUCAACAGACCCUAAAUAUAGCGAAAUCUGCGAUGACAAAAUCUUGUGGAUGGACUACCAAAACUUGUCCAAGGUCACUGCGCCUGGCAAACUGAUUUACGUGGAUGAUGGUAUCCUCUCUCUUCUCGUUCUCUCCAUCGAGGGCAACAACGUACGAGUACGCGCCUUGAACAACGGUGUUCUUUCUUCUCGCAAGGGUGUCAACCUCCCCAAGACAGAAGUCGAUCUCCCACCUUUGUCUGAGAAGGACAAGAAAGACUUGCAGUUUGGUGUUAAGAACGGCGUUGACAUGGUGUUCGCUUCAUUUAUUCGUCGCGCCCAAGAUGUAAUAGAUAUUCGCAAAGUGCUCGGACCUGACGGUGCAAACAUCAAAAUCAUCGUCAAGAUCGAGAACGAACAGGGAGUGGAGAACUUUGACGAGAUCUUGAGGGAAACCGACGGUGUGAUGGUCGCUCGUGGUGACCUUGGUAUCGAGAUUCCCGCCAGCCAAGUCUUUUUGGCACAGAAAAUGAUGAUCGCGAAGUGCAACAUUGCUGGGAAGCCAGUGAUUGUUGCCACUCAGAUGCUCGAGGCAAGUUGUCCUAACCUCAUUUGGCUUAUCAAUACUGAUUACAACCCGCGACCCACCCGUGCAGAGAUUAGUGACGUCGCUAACGCUGUCCUGGAUGGUUCGGAUUGUGUCAUGCUGUCCGGAGAAACUGCCAAGGGUAAUUACCCCGUCGAAUCAGUUCUCAUGAUGGCCGAAACGUGUCUUCUUGCUGAGGCCGCCAUCUGCUAUCCCCCGCUGUACGAUGAUCUCAGGAGCAUUCAGCCCCGUCCCACGGAGACGGUCGAGACGGUAGCAAUUGCUGCGGUCGCUGCUGCUUCUGAGCAGAACGCCAGUGCUAUUCUGGUGUUGUCGACGAGUGGCAACACUGCACGUCUUAUUUCCAAAUACCGUCCCCGAGUACCGAUUAUCACCGUGACUCGGAAUGAGCAGACAUCUCGGGGUUGUUAUCCCUUCUGGUACCCCGAGCCGAGGGGCAUCCCCGAGAGUCAAUGGCAGCGAGAUGUGGACAACCGCAUCCGAUUUGGGCUGCGCAAUGCUCUUGACUUGAACCUCAUCAAGACAGGAACCACGAUCGUCGCUGUGCAAGGCUGGAAGGGCGGUCUUGGGCACACCAACACCCUUCGCGUACUGUCUGUCCCGACUGACCCUGCUGACUUGGAGCUCCAGCCUCUAGGAGCCAACUAA